This is a messenger RNA of Nanorana parkeri, 553 nucleotides long. RefSeq names its product transmembrane protein 207 (gene TMEM207). The transcript is spliced from 4 exons. Bases 104 to 553 code for a protein of 149 amino acids. The record is from RefSeq and is a predicted model, not a curated record. NCBI's taxonomy places the organism in Eukaryota, Metazoa, Chordata, Amphibia, Anura, Dicroglossidae.
ACUCCCUAAUGAAUUCAGCUGCCAGAGCAGAAAACUUCAAAAGCACAGGAGACUGGCGUACGAGCUGCCAGCGCCAAUCUAAAUAGGAUUUUGCACAUUCAUAAUGAAGUUUAAAACAGCGUGCUCCUAUUUCCUGAACCUUUUUACUGGAGUGGUCUAUUUUGCUUUUCCUCAGGUAACAUUACAUCCAGUGUAUAUAUAUAUAUGCAUAUGUGUCAAUUAUAUUGAGCAGCCAAUCGAUCUGUGGUAUAUUUGGGUCUUCCUGAUUCUGCUUCUGAUUGUGUUGGUCCGUUGUUUGGUGGACUGUUGCCUCCAGUGUUGGAUGAAGAGAAGAAGAAGACCCUCCAGGAAAAUGGUCACUGUUGUCACAUUGAGCAGCUUGGAUUCCUUACUGGGAAAAGAAACUUCAGAGCAUUCUAAUUUUCAGACAUGGACUUCAAAUGAAACUUCAGGGGCCCCAUUUUGUGCUGUUAAUCUUGGGGGACUAGAGUCUGGAGCUCCUCCUUCCUAUGAAGAACUGUUUUCUACAAACAAAGCGCAGCUGGCAUUGUGA